Messenger RNA from Opisthorchis viverrini, 720 nucleotides. RefSeq lists its product as hypothetical. The annotation marks the transcript as partial. Gene Ontology annotation, molecular function: serine-type endopeptidase inhibitor activity. The record is from RefSeq and is a predicted model, not a curated record. Lineage: Eukaryota; Metazoa; Platyhelminthes; Trematoda; Opisthorchiida; Opisthorchiidae. The transcript has 4 exons.
AGGCACACUAUGCAGGCUAAAGCGAUGGAAGACGUUCUCCAUUUCAAAGAAGGUCUCACAGAAUUCGCUACAGAUAUUUAUGACAAAAUCAUCAAGUUGCAAGCCGAAAAUUUAGCGAACUCUGUAUUUUCGCCCAUGAGUAUUUAUUGUGCCUCGUUGUUGCUGAUGGCCGGAGCCGACGGGGAAACACUGCAAGAGAUCCAGCAAGUGCUUCACAUUCCCCCGAUGCUCAGAUCCGAUGCUGUUCAUCAGUCCUAUGGACCAAUAAUUUCGAAGUAUUUCGAGGUAUCCACUGACGUGGACUUGAACCUUGCUAAUCGACUAUUUCUACUCAAUUCGAUCGAUAUUCGGCCGGAAUACAGUACACUAGUUUCCGAGUGUUACAAGGCCUCAGUUGAGCUGCUAACCGAACUUCCAAAUAUAGAGGCGAAAAGACGUCACAUUAACGCCUGGGUUGCCAAAAACACGAAGAACAAAAUUGAGGAACUGUUGCCGUCUGGUUUUCUCGACCAGAACUCGAUAUUCCUGCUAAUCAACGCGUUGUAUUUUCGAGGCUCAUGGGAUCACCAGUUUGAUAAGGAACAAACUAAAGAGAGUGAUUUCCAUUGCUUGAACGGGGAAUCGAUGAAAGUGCAAAUGAUGUAUAGGAAAUCGCCAUUCUAUCUGGCCUCUCUCGCAGAACUGGACUGUAUGGCUAUAAAACUUCCUUUUCGAUGGAGC